This is a messenger RNA of Drosophila sulfurigaster albostrigata, 1283 nucleotides long. RefSeq lists its product as uncharacterized. The coding region runs from base 132 to 1169 and encodes 345 amino acids. The transcript has 2 exons. NCBI's taxonomy places the organism in Eukaryota, Metazoa, Arthropoda, Insecta, Diptera, Drosophilidae. The record is from RefSeq and is a predicted model, not a curated record.
CGCAGUCAAAGCUGACAGCACACAACACGACAAACAAACAAGGAAACAAACAAGGAAACAAACAAACAAAGCGAAGAAACUUUUCACACACAACAAACACGACCACCGUUGAACACUUGACAGGACCAAGGAUGAACUUGGGCGCGCUUGCCAGAUCCCUGAGCAACAGUCUGAGAUUUGGUGUGGGCUCCAAAAAGCAACUGGAGACACCAUCCCAAGCAAACGAAGCCGCAUCGACGUCAUCGAGUCGAAAGACUGAGCUCUCCAAAAGUUGUGACAAUAAUUUAAGACUUAUUGCACCAUCAUCCGAUGAAUGCAGUCAUCGACAACAGCCAUUUAGUCAAACGGUAUCGCAAAUCCUGCAAAAAGUCAGUGAACUCGAGCACACGCUCUACGAGGAUCAGCAACUGGAAUUCAAGCUGCGCAUGGCUUUGGAGCGUCAAACAGAGCGAGUGCAUGAGCUCAACUUCUCACUGGAUACGGAAAAGGAACGAAAUGAACGUUUGGUGCAACUGCUGCGUGGUGUGGACACCGAUUCCUGUAGCGAUAGUGAGCCGGAGGCGGAAGGAUUGAAUGCCUUGGUACUGCAUUCCAAAGGAAAUCUCUUUGAAUCGAUCAGUCCACUGCUUAUGCAGCAACGCUACGAUGAACUCUCUACUUCCCACCGACAAAUCCAUCGUCUGCUGGCCAAAAAGGACAAAGCUAUGAUGUUACUGAAAUGCGAUUUAGAAGAGCUGCGUUGCAAAUAUGAUGCUGUAGUGAAUGAUCAACGAAAUGAGGAAAGGAGACUGGAAGCACUAUGGACACGAUUUCAACAUAUGCAACAGAAAAAGAAGCAACAGAUCUGCAUACUCAAAGAGACUCUGGGCUCUGCCAGUGAAUGCAUUUUGCAUGCUCAGGUGGCCAUCGAAAGCUGCAAGCCACGCAGCGCCAUAGAUGAGAAAAAUUUGAGAAAAUUCAAUUUUAGUUUACAGUUUUUUAUGCGUGAACUGCGCAAUUGUUGCUGUCAACGCAAAUUACAAGAGCUGCAGCAACAACAAGGUCCGGAUAUCGAUGUAGAUGAGGAGCUGCUGCAGCAAAAACUGAACAGUUGCCCAGUGGCGCCAUCUCGCAGCAACAGCUCGAAGCAUAACUCAAAUCGAAGCCAGCGCACGCGUCACAAGCAUUGAAAAUUUAAAUUCAACUAUUUGAAUUAACUGAUUUCUGCCUUGACGUUAGGUUCAUUCAAUAGUUGAGCAAUUUGUAAACAAAAAAUUAAAUUGAAAAGCAAAAAAUAAAUAAAU